Danio rerio (zebrafish) is the source of this 1708-nucleotide messenger RNA. RefSeq names its product cytochrome P450, family 2, subfamily K, polypeptide17 (gene cyp2k17). NCBI's taxonomy places the organism in Eukaryota, Metazoa, Chordata, Actinopteri, Cypriniformes, Danionidae. Gene Ontology annotation, cellular component: membrane. The record is from RefSeq and is marked provisional. Gene Ontology annotation, molecular function: monooxygenase activity; oxidoreductase activity, acting on paired donors, with incorporation or reduction of molecular oxygen, reduced flavin or flavoprotein as one donor, and incorporation of one atom of oxygen; oxidoreductase activity, acting on paired donors, with incorporation or reduction of molecular oxygen.
GGAUGCUUCAGAGAGUUUGUGGAGCUCUCUGAUAUUGUAAAAUGGUUGUUGAAUCUUUGCUACAUUUUUCGAGUGCAGGCACAUUACUGGGCACUUUGCUAUUGUUACUGGUUUUCUAUCGGCUCUCUCGAGACUCUGAAUUUCAGAAAAAGAGGAAAGAUCCACCAGGACCCAAACCGAUACCUUUGCUGGGGAACCUGCUGACCCUUGACCUUUCAAGACCUUUUGACUCCCUUUGUGAGCUGUCCAAAACCUAUGGGAAUGUGUACCAAGUGUUUUUGGGUCCCAAAAAAGUCGUCGUACUUAUUGGACACAAAACUGUUAAAGAAGCUCUUGUGAAUUAUGCAGAUGAGUUUGGCGAGCGAGAUAUUACACCUAUUUUCAGGAUACUUGCUAAUGAUCAUGGGAUCCUCUUUUCUAAUGGAGAAAGCUGGAAAGAGAUGCGACGCUUCGCUAUUAGCAACCUGCGAGACUUUGGGAUGGGCAAAAGAGGGAGCGAAGAGAAAAUCAUUGAAGAAAUUCAUCAUCUCAAAGGAGAAUUUGAUAAGUUUGAAGGGAAACCCUUUGACACAACACAGCCUGUGAACUACGCUGUGUCAAACAUCAUCUCGUCUAUUGUGUACGGCAGCAGAUUUGAAUACACAGACCCUCGAUUCACAGAAAUGGUUGAUAGAGCAAAUGAAAAUAUUCGAGUUAGCGGAUCAGUUUCAAUGAUGCUUUACAAUAUCUUUCCAUGGCUGGGUCUAUUCCUCAACAGCAAAAGGACUGUCGUGAGAAACAUGUUAAAAAACAGAGCAGAAUUUAUGAAGUUGAUCACUGGCCUGCAGGAGACUCUGAAUAUACACGACCGCAGAGGCUUUGUCGACUCUUUUCUCAUCCGCAAACAGAGUGAUGAGCAAUUAGGCAAGAAGGACUCAUACUUUCAUGCAGAGAAUCUUCUCAUGACGGUGGGAAAUCUGUUUGCUGCUGGUACUGAUACUACAGGAACAACUCUGCGCUGGGGUCUGAUGCUCAUGGCCAAAUACCCUCAAAUACAAGAUCGAGUUCAAGAGGAGAUUGACAGAGUGAUUGGUGGACGUCAGCCGGUGGUGGAAGACAGGAAGAAAUUACCAUAUACAGAUGCUGUCAUUCAUGAAAUUCAGAGACUGGCCAACAUAGUUCCCAUGAAUCUCCCUCAUGUGACCAGCUGUGAUGUUACCUUCAAUGGAUACUUCAUCAAGAAGGGGACCACUGUUAUUCCUCUGCUGACGUCUGUUCUGAAGGAUGAAAGUGAAUGGGAGAAACCAAACAGCUUUUACCCAGAACACUUCCUUGAUGAGAAGGGCCAGUUCGUCAAGAGAGAUGCUUUCAUGCCCUUUUCUGCAGGGCGCAGGGUUUGUCUGGGAGAGAGUUUGGCCAGGAUGGAGCUCUUCCUGUUCUUCGCGUCUCUCCUUCAGAGCUACCGCUUCACAACUCCACCUGGAGUGUCUGAAGAUGAGCUGGAUCUCAAAGGAACGGUCGGAGUGACUCUGAAUCCGUCUCCACACAAACUGUGUGCAAUCAAACGCUUUUGAAAUCUGUCAACCAAAAUAGAAACAUUUUGUGACCCUGAAACACACAUUCAGUGUUAUGUUAAAGGGGUAUAUUUUUGGCAAUUAGAAAAUAAAUAAAUAUUGUAAGGGUCAAAAUCUUAGAUUUUUUAAAAUGCAUUAAAUCAUUUGAAUAUUAA